AUGACAAAUACAAGUGAGAAAAUAAAUAGUUCCUUUUUUUCUGAUGUUAAAGAAGCCAAUUCUAUUUCAAAAGAAAAUUUAUUAAUAAAAUGGUCUAUUGAAGAGGAAGUAUUUGAUGGAGAAAAGAUUGAAAAAAUUUAUAGAUAUCUUGAAAAAACACGUUUUAAUGAAAAAAAUCUUAUUAUCUUGGAAGAAAAUUGCUAUUUAGAAAGAUACCUCUGGAAAUACAUAAGCCAUGAAUCUACAGAUAAUCACAUUUAUUCAAUUGCUAUUCUUUCUGUUUACAAAAAAACUACUUCUAAGCCAUGGGAUUUUAUAUUAAAUAAGCCACAUCCUUUUUCAUUUUUUUUUAGACGUGUAUUAGAAAUGAUACAGUUAGAUACUACAAAAGCUAUAUUGCGUACCUAUCUUAUAUCUUUUGUUAUAUUAUCAUUUCAACAUUUUGAUAAUCCUAUUUUACGAAAAGAAUGUAUACCUUUGGUUUCUAUAGAUAUUUGGACAAAUCUUUCAUCAGAGGAAGUAAGAAAAUCAAGAAUUUCCUUACAUAAUCAUGUUCAAAAACUCUGGAAAGCAAACAUCAAGCGAUAUAAUACUUCAGAAGAUGAACUUAAAUCAAAAAUGUUGUUUAAUAGAAAUUGGUUAUUUAAAAUUGUGAUUGAUUUCAUAAAUUUUUUAUAUAAUAAAAAAAAUAAAGAAUAUGAUAUUAUAUAUUGUGAAAAAGUUUUAGAGCUUUUGGUUGAUUUAGUGAGUCAACCUUUAAGUCGCCGAUAUCUUAAUUUUCUUCUAAAAGAUCUUCAUUUUACAGCAUUAGUGAAAAAAUCACCUUUAUAUACAGCCCCAGAAAAUCGAAUUUUUAAAGAUCUUUUUAAUAUCUUGGAUAAAUAUAUUUAUAUGGGAUAUGAUGAUCAUAAUAGCAUAGAACUUUCUUCAGAAGAAGUAACGAAAAAUAAUUAUGAUGAAAUAGCCAAAUUACAAAGAAUUGCUAUGAGAAAAUUUAAAGAAAAAUUAAUUAUUUUAGCAACAUCAAAUUAUGCUACAAUAAAUACAGGAGAUACUCUUGUUGAACAUCUUGAAGGCUUGGAUGAUAACGAAUUUUAUCAAUUAUUUCAAUAUAUUGGUUUACGUUCACAGUAUCCUCAAGAGCUUUUGGUUCCAAUUAAUCGAGAGUUCUUAACCUCCGCACUUAUUGAACAUUAUAAGAGACGAGAAUCUUUACAAGAAGUUCUUGAAAAUUUUAGAAUUAUGCCAGAUGAAAAAUCUCUUUUUUCUUUAAAAUAUCAUUUUUAUAAAAAAUAUGAUGGACUUCGGUCUUUACCAUUAUUGAAGUUUAAUUUACAAUAUCUCAGUAUUAGUGAUUUUAUAUACCGUUCUCUAGAACUUUACAGAGACAUAGUUUAUGACGAAAUACAUAAAGAUAUUGAAAACGUUAUAAGUAAAAUGAAACCUAAAGUCCAAUAUCCAAGUUUUUCUAUUCGGUUUCAAGGAAGUUCUAAUAUGGCUUUAAUUAUUAAAAAUCUUGCUGUAUUAGAAGUUGCUAAGCCAAAAGUUGGGGAGGAGAACCCAGGAUAUGUAAGAGUCGAAGUCAAAUUAGAACUAGACUAUAUUGCAGAAGAACUGCGUCGUCAAUGGGAGUCACUUCGUCAGGGAGAUGUUGUUUAUCUACUAUCAAUAAAAUCAAUAGAUGAUUUAAAAGAAACACCUGAAAUGAAUGCAAGCUUUGCAUUAAAAUCUGGAUUAAGAUAUCUUCGUACUGCUGAAGUAGAUCAAAUUUUAAAUCAUGAUGGGCGUCCUUUAAAAAUAGUUGAACAAUUGGCCCAAGAAGAUGAGUUUGAAAUGGUUAAAACAGGUCGAAAACGAGUUCUUAGACUUUUUAUAGAUCCCUAUAAUUACAAAAUCGAUAAUGAUAAAACUCUUUAUGAAGAAGGAGAUGACGUAUACAGUAGUAUUAAUCUUAUUGUUAGAAGACCUCCAAAGGAUAAUAAUUUUAAGCCUAUAUUGGAAUCUUUGAAAAAUUUAGCUCAUACAUCUGUUUCGCUUCCAUCAUGGUUUGAAGAUAUUUUUCUUGGAUUUGGGGAUCCUUCUAAUGCUUUAUAUUAUAAUUUAGAAACUCGUCCUAGUAGUUUAUCUUUUCCUGAUACAUUUUUAGAUUGGAAUCAUCUUCUUGAAUGUUUUCCAGAUAAGAAUAUAAAACUUAUUACAUCGACGCAAAAUCUAGCACCAAAUCCACCAUAUAGAAUUUAUUUCAAAUACAAUGAAUCUUUAGAUAAUUUCCCUGUUCCAAAUAAUGAAUUAAAAAAUAAAAACAAUGAUACAUUGUUUGUAGAAACAUAUUCUAUUUCAAAUUUAGGAUAUCUUCAAAAUGAAAGAAAAAUGAAUACUAUUAGAUUUACUCCUGAACAAGCUGAAGCUAUAUAUUCUGGUACUAAUACUGGUUUAACUCUUAUAAAUGGUGCACCGGGAACUGGUAGAACAGAUGUCAUUUCUCAAAUUAUUAGCAAUAUUUAUUAUAACUUUCCAAAUCAAAGAACAUUAUUAAUUGCACAAAAUAGUCAUACGUUGAUUAAAGUCUUUGAAAAACUUUCUUCAUUAAAUAUUCGACAAAGACAUUUACUUCGUCUUAGUCAUGAUGGAUUAAAUGACAAAUUUAGUCUUUAUAAAUCAGGAAGAAUCGAUCUAUUUUUGGAGAGGCGAACAACAUUAUUAUUAGAAGUUGACCGUCUUGCUUCUGUUUUACAAAUACCUGGAGCUCACGGAAAUUCUUGUGAAACAGCUUGCUAUUUUUUUGAGUUUCAUAUAAAGCCAUUAUGGAAGAAAUUUACCUUAUGUUUCAAUAAUGAAUGUUCCACUAAUGAUCUAAUUUCAUCAUUUCCUUUUCAUCAAUACUUUUCUAUUGCUUCUCAACCAUUGUUUCCUGAAAAUGUAGAUAAAGACCAAAUAUUUGAUAUAGCUAGUGGUUGCUAUCAUCAUAUUGAAGAAUUAUUUUAUGAAUUGUCAGAUAUUCGUCCUUUUGAAUUUCUUCAUUCAAAUGAAGCAAAAUCUAAUUACUUACUAAGUAAAGCUAAAAUUAUAGGAAUAACAUCAAGCUAUGCUUUAAUUAAGCGCGAAAAAAUAUUCAAUUUAAAUCUUAAAUACGAUAAUAUUAUAUAUAAAAGCUCUAAUCAGCUUCUUGAAAUAGAAACAUUUGUUCCAAUGACUUUACAGACUAAUUUUGAGUCCUUACAAAGAAUAAUUCUUGUAGGUGAUUAUAAACAAAUGGGUCCUAUAGUGAAAAAUAGUGCGCUUAAAUACUUUUCGAAUAUAAAGCAAAGUUUUUAUAAUCGUUUAAUACGACUUGGUGUUCCAAUAAUUCAUCUUAAUGCUCAAGGUCGCACUAGAAGUACUAUAGCAGAACUUUUUUCAUGGGCUUAUGAUAAAUUAACUAAUUUGCCGCAUUUACAGACAGAUAAAGAAUUUAUAUAUUCUAAUGCAGGAUUCUUAAAUGAUUAUCAAUUUAUUAAUGUAGAAGAUUAUAAAGGACAAGGAGAAAUUGAAUCUAGUCCUUAUUUUUAUCAAAAUCUUGGAGAAGCUGAAUAUGCUGUUGCAAUAUAUCAAUAUAUGAGACUUUUAGGUUAUCCUUCUCAGAAAAUUACAAUUCUUUGUAGUUAUGCUGGUCAAAGGGCUCUUAUAAAUGAUGUAGUAAACAGAAGAUGUGUAAGCAAUCCACUUUUUGGCUCACCCAAAAAGAUAACUACUAUUGAUCAAUAUCAAGACGAGUGUAAUGAUUAUAUUAUUCUUUCUUUAACAAGAACAAAAGAUUUAGGAUACCUUAAGGAAUUGGAUCGUUUAAUUGUAGCUAUUUCUAGAGCACGGUUAGGUUUAUAUAUUUUGGGACGUCGUAAUAUUUUUGAAUCAUCUUUUGAACUUAAACCUGUCAUUAGUAGAAUUAAAAAUUCUGAUAAAUUACAAUUAGUAUAUGGAGAAAUGUGGCCUUCGAAUAGAAAAAUUGGCGAUAAAGUUGAAAAUAUAUUUGAAAUAGAAGGUGUAGAACAUCUUGGUGUUUAUGUUUAUGAAAUGUCAAAAAAAGCAUUAGAAAAAUUAAAGGAAAAUAAAAAUGUUUUAUAA
This is a messenger RNA of Pneumocystis jirovecii RU7, 4101 nucleotides long. RefSeq lists its product as uncharacterized. The record is from RefSeq and is a predicted model, not a curated record. The transcript has 20 exons. Gene Ontology annotation, molecular function: mRNA binding. Bases 1 to 4101 code for a protein of 1366 amino acids. Gene Ontology annotation, biological process: mRNA splicing, via spliceosome. Gene Ontology annotation, cellular component: catalytic step 2 spliceosome. NCBI's taxonomy places the organism in Eukaryota, Fungi, Ascomycota, Pneumocystomycetes, Pneumocystales, Pneumocystaceae.